CCUUCUCGGAGGCGUCCUCCUUGCCGAUCGCGGCCUCCACGGUUCUCCUGGUACACGCUGACGGUCGGCAUGGCGCCCGCCCGAGGCAGCCGCCGCGCGCGCGCGCCGCGCGUGCCCCCCCCCCCCCCGCGGCGCCUCCGCGAUGCCGGGCGCCGUCGCCGGCGGGCGGCGCCCGACCGGGAAGGAGAACGACCCGGAGCGGGCGAACGCGAGCAGGGGUCAGUUCCAGGCGCCCGUUGCGACCCCGGCCCGGGCGAAGAGGGCCAGCGCCGACGCUGCGCCGGGCGCCAGCGGGCCGCCAGCGAAGCGGGCGGCGUCCCGCAAGGACUUCCUCAGCCUGCUGGAGACGGCGGCGCCGGACCUCGCCGGCAUCGUGGCCGAGUACCUCUGGGGACAGGUCGAAGAGAGGACCUCGUGCCCCGCCACGGGGCUCGUCCAGGCUCGCCGCGGCGUGCUGCCCGAGGUCGGGCGCCUGGUCACCUGCGGCAAGACCUUCGGCGUGUUUGUGAUCACGGGCUGCAAGGAGCGCCGGGGGUGCGUGGCCGCGGCCUCUCGAUCCGCGGCGGGGCUGCGGGGCCACAUCGACAUGGUCAACUUCCUGGAGCGCUUCCGCUCCCUCUGGGCGGCGUCCAGGAGCCUGCGCCUGCAGAGGAGCGACGAGGCCGACACCAUGGAGGUCAAUGCGUACCUGAGCUAUCUCAUGGACGCCAAGCCGGUGUAGUAAGCGAGCGCUUUGCUGCUUCCCCCCUCCAUCGCUCCCCCAUCCUUCCUCCC
This is a messenger RNA of Prorocentrum cordatum, 774 nucleotides long. The record is from the annotation of a GenBank genome assembly. NCBI's taxonomy places the organism in Eukaryota, Dinophyceae, Prorocentrales, Prorocentraceae.